Trypanosoma cruzi is the source of this 2157-nucleotide messenger RNA. Its product is annotated as ATP-dependent RNA helicase, putative. Gene Ontology annotation, cellular component: nucleolus. The transcript has a single exon. The record is from RefSeq and is a predicted model, not a curated record. Gene Ontology annotation, biological process: maturation of LSU-rRNA from tricistronic rRNA transcript (SSU-rRNA, 5.8S rRNA, LSU-rRNA). The coding region runs from base 1 to 2157 and encodes 718 amino acids. Lineage: Eukaryota; Euglenozoa; Kinetoplastea; Trypanosomatida; Trypanosomatidae. Gene Ontology annotation, molecular function: ATP binding; nucleic acid binding.
AUGGGUAUUAAAGGUAGAAGGAAACGGCUCCGUGAACGAGAGCUGAGGGCGGAUGCACAAGACUCUCAGCAUGACGAGAUGGGGAAUGUGGGUUACCAUGGUAACGGUGAAGAUGCUGACGGCGGAAGUGAAGACGUUGCGAUGAUGGCUGAUGGUGUCUUGCAGCCUCCUAUGGAUUAUAACGGCGGGUUACGCAUGAAAAAGACGGAAUUUUUUAACAUGCAGGAUAUGGAGUACCUGGAUCGCAUUGCGGAGGAGCACGCCAAUCGCCGCACCAGCCACAUGCGCAAAAGGCGGCGGGAAGAAGAUGUUGAGGCCGCUGUAGCCCAAACAGAGGAAUUGAUGCAGCACCACUACGAAACGGAGGAUGCACUGCAAGCUCUUUUUAGGCGGCCCAACAGCGGUGAGAUGAAAGGGGGCGAGGAGGGAUUGCUUGAACGGCGUCGGCGGGUGGGCAGAGGCGCACGCUUUGGACAUCCUCUUAUUGGCAUUGAUCCACAGAUUGUACGGGGACUGGAGGCGGAAGGCUUUUAUCGUAUGACGACCAUUCAAGAGCGAGUCAUUCCAUACGCCUUGGAGGGUUAUGAUCUCCUCGGACAGGCAAAGACGGGGUCUGGAAAGACGCUUGCCUUCUGCGUUCCUGUUUUGCACGCGACUCUCAACCUUGUUCAUAAGCGGCCCAACGCAACGUAUACUCUGCUACUCGCUCCCACAAAGGAAUUGUGCGUACAGACGCACGAUGUGUUGAAGAGUAUCUGCCAGCACAUCUCCAAUGACGUUGCCGCAUUCUCCGUGCAGCUCAUUACGGGAGGGACAAAAUUAACCGAGGAGCGUCGACUGUUGGUGGCGGGUGCUUCGAUUGUUGUGGGGACUCCCGGCCGCGUUCACGAUCACGUGCAACACUGCGCUCAGUGGAAUCUUGGGCGGCUUCGUUUUCUCGUUCUUGAUGAGGCCGAUCGAAUGUUGGCGGACGGUUUUCAAAGGGAUCUUGACGCGAUUGUGCAACGCCUGCCGAAGUCCCGUCAAACAUUUCUCUUCUCUGCAACCAACUCAAAGUCCGUUCGUGAACUCGCACGGCUGUCGCUUUACCGCACUCCACUUUUUAUCGCGACCACUGACAAUGCUCCCAUCCCAGUGCAGAUGAAAACUGAGCAUGGGACAAGCGAUGCCACCGCGAUGAAUCCCGCUUCUUUUCCGCCGUACAACUCCUACGCGGACCCGUUCAGUGACUGUGAGAGGGAAGAAGUAUCCACUUCGAGGGAGUCGAGUUCGAAGCCACACCACAUGGGAGGAGAUGCAGAGCCCAUCCCUAGCACGUUGCGUCAAUUCUGCCACAUUACGCCCGUUGAUAAGCGGUUGAUUUGUCUCUAUGUUUUUGUUAAGCGGAUCGCUCGUACCUCAAAGGCGAUGGUCUUCUGUUCUACCAUUGCCAGUACAACGUUCCACUUCCAAAUGAUGGGUUCUGUUGGGUUUCACAACGAGGUGAUGAUGCUCCAUGGUCACAUGAAACACCGUCAGCGUGUGGCUGCCUUCAAGGUUUUCAAUGAAUGGAAGACGGGCGUGCUGUUCUGCACAGAUGUGGCCGCCCGUGGCCUUGACAUUCCAAACGUGGAGUGGAUUUUACAAUAUGACCCUCCGCUCGAUCCCACCGAGUACAUUCACCGCAUCGGCCGGACGGCACGCGCAGGCAGUGUCGGCAACGCUCUACUUUUCCUCGCACCAGAGGAGGCGGGUUUUGUUCGCUACCUUUCCAAGUUUGACAUUACGCUGGAGAAGUACCCGAUGCCGGCGAAGAUUCCACCCAUUCAGAUGAAGUUGGAACAAGUGCUGCAGCUGGAUCCUAUCGUAGCAAAGAGCGCCGUCAGUGCCUACAGGGCACACGUUGGUGCGUACAUGAACCAUCUGUUGAGGGAGACAUUUAACAUUCAGCGGCUCAACUUGGCGGAGCUUGCCCGAUGUUUUGCCCUCACUUCUUUGCCGAGUGUAUCACUGCCUAAAAAUACUGCGGAGGGGAAGAGGCAGGAAUACGUCAAGGGCAAACUCAAGUCACUGAAUCGCCGUCGGCUUGAGGCGAAGAAGUACUAUGAGGCGCAGAAAACGAAGACUCAGUGGACGCCCGAUGGCCAUUUUGUUGGGGCGGUUCCACCGAAGUUUUAA